AUGAUGAUGUCGAGUGAGGUUAGCGAAGCGAGGAGAAAUGUACGAGUGCCGCGUGUUUACUCAGUGGGACAGAGCUCUAAAACAUGGUUGUCCCAGUUUGUGCAGUAUGUCGACCUUGUGCGCAUCAAGCCCUCAGAUCGUCGAGCGUAUUUACUCACAAUGUUGGACCAGCCGGCCUUUAAGGCGGUGGGACUUCUCAAGCUUUCAGAGUUCCUGUCAUUUGACGAUUUUACGGCACAGUUGAUAUAGAGAUUCGAUUUGGGUAAGACGAGGGAGGAUUACAACUUAAAGCUACACGCGAGGUGUCAGAAACCGAACGAAGAUUUCGAGGGAUUCACCGACAGCCUGUUGGAAUUAGUCGAAAAUGCGUACCCAGACACGGCUUAUCCAUUCAAAGUGGAGUUGGCCAGAGAUCAGUUUAUUCAAGGAGUGGUAGUGAGUAAUGACAUACGAGAGAAGUUAUUUGUCAGUCAACCGGGAUCACUCGUGGACGCAGUU
Molecule: messenger RNA, 498 nt
Organism: Pocillopora meandrina
Lineage: Eukaryota; Metazoa; Cnidaria; Anthozoa; Scleractinia; Pocilloporidae
Source: the annotation of a GenBank genome assembly